AAAAUAAAUGAUUGCAUCAAUAUUUGAUUAGAUUUGUUUUAUUUUCUCAUUUUCUUGCUGGAAAAUAAAUGUUCUCCGCCGCGGUAGUUUUCUUGCAGCUGGAAAUAAUAUUUUGCUAAUUAGCUAGCUGUGCUCCGGUCGGAUGAUUAUUGGUGUUACGCAACGCUCUCACUUCCGCUAAAGAGACUUAGACGAAUGCUAAGUGCUAUUAGCAGCCACGGAGGGAGACGGAAAGAAGCGCCGCCUAUAAGGAGACAAAAACAUUCCUCUUAAAUUUCCCGUUUAAACCGGGAAGCGGUCAUAUUUGACUCCUCUUUGCUCCCUUAUUACUGUUUUCCCGUAAAUUUCCAUAUUAUCAGCGGGAAACACCAACUACAUGCGAUAACUGCCACCACCUCCGCUCCCGCUCUCUCGCCCUCGGGCGGUUGGACUGGUGGGACGUCUCGCACCGGCGGCGGAAUAUUUCCAUAUUUCCACAACUUGACAGGUGUGGGCAAAAAGGGUCCAAAAUGUGAGAUUAUUUUAAACUAAACGGAAAAUAUCACAGUUGAAUGGCUGAACUGCAGAACGGAAAUGACGUUGUGUCUUCAAACUCCUCAUCGCAAAGUAUCAACUACAUGCAUCGAUCUACUUCCUGACUGCUAACCGUCGCUGCAGUGAUGUUCGGCCUCCUACUCGCUGUCCUCGCCCUCCCAGGAUUCCUACGUGGAGAUCUGGUGUUCAGAUGCCCGGGCUGCACGGCGGAGAACCAGGACGGCUGUCCUAAGGUCACGCUGUGCGCAGAGAUAGUGCGGGAGCCGGGCUGCGGCUGCUGCCCCGUGUGCGCCCGCCUGGAGGGGGAGUUCUGCGGGGUUUACACGCCGCGCUGCUCCACCGGGCUCCUGUGCUCCCCCAGCAUGGACGCAGAGUUACCCCUGCAGCAGCUCAUCCAGGGCUUCGGCCGAUGUACGCGCAGUGUGGAGCAGGACCCGAGUUUGGACCUGCUGCCCACUAAUGAGGUGCACGGCACUGAGAGUCCUCUGGUGAAGAGGCCGCUGCCUGACCCCUGGAACCGGCAGGAGAAAGCCCGGAUCCAGACUCAGAACGAGCUGAGAACCAGGAUGAGGACCAGCCUGCACGACGAGCGGGUCCAGAGAGAGCCGCCGAGCUCCUGCCAGCAGGAGCUGGACAUGGUGUUGGAGGAAAUCUCCAGGAUGACCUCAGAGGACAACCGGGGCCCGCUGGAGAACCUGUACGGCCUCAAGUUCCCAAACUGUGACAGACACGGACUGUACAACCUGAAGCAGUGCAACAUGUCAACACACGGCCAGCGGGGCGAGUGCUGGUGCGUGGACCCGCUGACGGGCGUCCAGAUCCCGGAGACUCCCAGAGUCAGAGGAGACCCCAACUGCCACCGCUUCCAGGAGGCGCUGCGGGCGCUGCCCACCAUGGCCCGCUAACACACACACACACACACACACACACACACACCGGGUUUGAUCCUACACUCAGUAGAAGGAAAUGCCUUUUUUUUUGGCCAUCUUCACACUGCAGCCUGAAGCAACACAAACCUGAUCUUUAUGAUGAAACUUGUUUUUGCAGAUAAACUGUCUCUUAGGUUCGAGUUCUGACUUUAUGCUUCUGUGUUGAUUUUGAAUUUUUCUUCAUUAUUUCUGCCUGAAGCGGUUUCUCUGGCCUCUCAGGUCAGACGGUUCUCAGUUUAAUUUUCCCGUUGGUUGCAGCCAAUCGUUGAGUCUAAACUCCGUUACUUUGGGUUCAGACGCGUUGCAGGAGUGUCAUUUCCCUCAUAUCUAACAGAUAUGAUUGUUUUCACAUUUUCCAACACAGAACAAAAGCUGCUUCACAAUUUAAUCAAAUACUAAAAUAUUUACACACAGAAAUAAUUAGUCAAACUGGAUAAAAAUACAAAAAUAGCAAGAAAAUAUUAUGUAAAACCUGAUCUGUUAAAACAAUUUAGAGAUAUUUAUAGGGAAAGCGAGACUGUAUUGGCUGCUGCAGCUCAUUGAUAUACAUUACUGUAUAGGACGGCGCCUAUUAGCCACUGUAGCUAGCAGCCUGCAGCCAUUAUUCUUCAUGGAGUAAAACCAGACUGAUGAGCAGGAAUCUGCCACAGAAACAGACGCAGCGGCCUUAUUUCUUGUCUAAUUUCUAUAAAAUAGAGUUAAAUGUUUAAACACUAUCACUGAAAAACGAUUCAGAAUGUAAUCUAAGUGAUGUCUGAACCCAGCGGCGGUUGGUUAGCUAAUUUAACCACCUGAUCUGUCAUUAUGUUGGUAUGUGGGUCGCCUUAUUUUUUUUUAAAACUGCAAAAAGAUACAAAUGAAUCAGAAUCAGUUUUACUGAGGACAAAAAUGAAUAAAAGUCCCGACUGUUCAGUGAGGACGGGAGUAAAUAAUGGCAUUUAUAAAAACUUGUAGAAAGAUAUGUUAACACUUACAGAAACACCAAAAUGACGGGAACGCAGACUGUUCAUAAAUCUGAUGGCGAAUCCUGAGCUUUUCAUGCAACCAGAAUAAGAAAUUUACCCAGAAUUCAAACUUUGACCCUGAAGACGCCCGUCAGGAUUCAGAGCUGGGUUGAAACGAGGAGCCUUGUUUGUAGUUGGAGCCAAAAGCGGGUCAUAUGAGCCCAGUCCUGACCGGCGGUAACUUUAUACAUGUGCUUAUGUGCCAAGCAGUUGGUCACCAGGCCAGGCUGUGAAAACUGCUUUUACAGCUUCGUCCUUCGUUGGUUUUUAUUGGGUUUUAGGAACCGUCCUCAGGUGCAGAAGGGAGUUCAGAUCGCAGGCGUUUUCUGGGCUUUUCUGCACAUUUAGUGGUGGUUUUAGGCUGAAAACGAAUCAAAAAGAGUUUUGUUUUGGCACAAUGGGGGCGAGCAUCUCUGCCGAGACGAUAACGUUCCCGCUUUAAGACUCCUGUUUGUUUUGUUAGCUUCCAACAACUUCCUGGGAUGUGCAGAUUGUGGGUUUGUUUCUCAGACUUGUUGAUUGUUAACAAAAUAAUUGUUGUUUUAUCUCGGUGAAAUGACGAGUUUCUCCAGGAAGUGCAGACAUCAGUUUUAUAUCAAACACAAUUAUUAUGCUGGAGCUCGUCGGUGCGGGAAGAGUUCGGCUCUCUGCAGAGGGGAGGAACGGUGGGAAUCUGCACGAGUCGACUUUUAUUCUGCUGAAAACAAUUUUUACUUCCACUAUAAACCAAAAGUUUCUCCGAUUUCUGUUGGACCAGAUUUUGCGAUCAUUCCUGAAGCAACAAGUCGUUACAGUUAAAAAAUAAAGCGCAUUAACAUGAUGGGGUUUGCUAUAUAGAGGAAGAGCAAAUUUUCCGUUUGAAGGUUAAAAUUAAAACAUUUCUCCAAUAAAAGUUUUACAGGCUUUCACAGCCCGAUUUCUCCUGGACGCAGUAGUUAAAAAGCACACAGUGGUCCAAAUAAAACCUUCGGUAGUCUUUGCUGGAUCAGGAAAUCCUCGUUCAGAGUCUCCCCAACAUCUGAUCACUGCAACCGGAGAAAUGUUCCCCGAUUUCAAAACUUUGGCUGACGUGGUGCUUGUAAUUCCAGUUAGCAGAGCGCAGAUAUUUGGCCCAUCAGCACAAGACAACUGAGGCACAUGAGACUUUUCAUGAACAAAUAAUGUUUUUAGAUGGAAUAUUUUAAAUGCAACACAAAGUUUAUCUGUUGAUUAUCACAGUUUUUGCUCUUUUUGAUUUCAAACACGGUAAAUCAGCAUCAUAUUGACUUAAAAAACUAAUAAACAAAUACAGCAAACGUUUUCAAAUAAAUAGUGACACAAAUCUUGAAUAGAAAAGUCAUAUAAAAAUAAAAAAUGAUAUUCCGGUGACCCUUGAACUCUUUAAAUGUGAUGAUUUUGGCCAAAUGUUUGGACUUCUCCGGUCCAACAUGGCCUCUGAUCGGCAAUCAGAUUCUAAAGGCUUUUCAUUCCUAUAAAUCCAAAUAUCUCAGUAAACAACUUUUACACAAUAUAAUACAAUACAAUUUAUUCAUAAAGCAAAUUAAAACACCACCACUGGUCGAAGUGCUGAUUAUGAUGAAUAAUUGUAGGAAAGUAAAACAUCCUGAAGCCAAACAGAAAGUUUUCACAAAACGAAACAAGUUUCUGUCAAAAUGUAAAAAGUUUCUUGGGAAACAAGUAGAAAUGUAAGAUAGAUGG
Messenger RNA from Xiphophorus couchianus (Monterrey platyfish), 4165 nucleotides. RefSeq names its product insulin-like growth factor binding protein 2b (gene igfbp2b). The coding region runs from base 660 to 1439 and encodes 259 amino acids. NCBI's taxonomy places the organism in Eukaryota, Metazoa, Chordata, Actinopteri, Cyprinodontiformes, Poeciliidae. The record is from RefSeq and is a predicted model, not a curated record. The transcript is spliced from 5 exons. Gene Ontology annotation, molecular function: insulin-like growth factor II binding; insulin-like growth factor I binding. Gene Ontology annotation, biological process: regulation of insulin-like growth factor receptor signaling pathway. Gene Ontology annotation, cellular component: extracellular region.